This is a messenger RNA of Leptopilina boulardi, 1455 nucleotides long. RefSeq names its product deaminated glutathione amidase (gene NitFhit). Gene Ontology annotation, biological process: nucleobase-containing compound metabolic process. The transcript has 6 exons. Lineage: Eukaryota; Metazoa; Arthropoda; Insecta; Hymenoptera; Figitidae. The coding region runs from base 156 to 1088 and encodes 310 amino acids. The record is from RefSeq and is a predicted model, not a curated record. Gene Ontology annotation, molecular function: hydrolase activity, acting on carbon-nitrogen (but not peptide) bonds, in linear amides; bis(5'-adenosyl)-triphosphatase activity.
UGUUUUUAUGAGUGUAUAACGUGUAUAACCAAAAUAAAAAAUGUGAUUUUUAUUAUUUUGUAUAUAUAUACAGUAUUAAUGUAAUGAUUGUUUAAUUAUUUAGUUCAAUCAACAAUGUUAUAGAGUGAAAUAUAUUUAUAUAAAAUAAAUAAAGUAUGCUUGGAACAAGAAAACUUAUCGUUUCCUUUAAUUUAUCUUUUUAUUACAGAAAUUUAUUUAAACGAUCUAUGGUAACAAUGUCGUCGAGUCGUUUAGUUGCAAUUUGUCAAAUGACAUCAGUGUCGGAUAAGGAAAAAAAUUUUCAAAUUGUUCGUGAUCUAACCCGUGAAGCCAAACAAAAAAAUGCUUCCAUCGCAUUUUUUCCAGAAGCAUGUGAUUAUUUAGCUGAUAAUAAACAGGAUAUCGUUGGAAUGGCGGAAAAUUUAGAGGGAAAUAUAGUUAAAAAAUAUAAACAACUUGCAUCGGAGGAAAAAAUUUGGUUAUCCCUUGGCGGUAUUCAUGAAGCGAUAGAUAAAUAUCCCGAUAAAGUGUACAAUGCUCACGUUUUAAUAAACGAUAAAGGCGAAAUUGUUUCUGUUUAUCGAAAAAUACAUUUGUUUGAUAUGGACAAUAAACAAACUGGUGUACGAUUAAUGGAAUCUGAUUAUGCAAUGAAGGGUAGUAAUAUUGAACGUCCAACUUUAAGUCCAGUAGGAGAAAUUGGACUAGGCAUUUGUUACGAUAUGAGAUUUCCAGAAUUGGCUUUGUGUCUACGAAAAAUGGGUGCGAAAAUUUUAACUUAUCCAUCGGCAUUCACUUUUGAAACAGGGGCAAAUCAUUGGGAAGUAAUGCUACGUGCCAGAGCAAUUGAAACUCAAUGUUACGUUAUUGCAGCUGCUCAAACUGGCCGACAUAAUAAAAAAAGAGUCAGCUGGGGUCAUUCCAUGAUUGUAGAUCCAUGGGGAACGGUUAUAGCGCAAUGCUCACAAGGAAUUGGUUUGCAAAUUGCGUCAAUUGAUUUCGAUUUUAUCAAUCGUGUUCGUGCGGAUAUGCCACUUGAGGAUCAUCGUCGCACUGAUAUCUAUCCAAAAAUGGAAUCUUAUUGUUGAAUACAUAGAAAAAAAUAGAGAAAUUUCUAAAAUAUUCUUAGAGAAAAUUCACUGUAAAAUAUUUCAAUGUGAAAAUUUUUUUAAACAUUCUUUAUAACAGUCUCGUGUAUAUUUUGUUUUUAAAUAGACUUACAAAAUUCUACAUUCACAACAAAUACAACAUCAAAAUCAUUUUAUCUAACUUAUUUAAAUUAAUUAAAAAAUUAAUAUUUUUCUUGUGGACUAGUGAUGAAAAAAAAAAAAAUUGAUAAAAGAAAAAAAUUCUCCCGAUAGAAGAGAAUUUUUUUUUUCUUUUUAAAGUUCUGUCUUUUGACACUUGUGCCCGUUUUCAAAUUUUAUUGUGAUUUAUUUUUUUUUUUCUUAAAAA